This is a messenger RNA of Chara braunii, 2978 nucleotides long. NCBI's taxonomy places the organism in Eukaryota, Viridiplantae, Streptophyta, Charophyceae, Charales, Characeae. The record is from the annotation of a GenBank genome assembly.
GGUUGCGGUCGGUGUACUCCACCGCUGCCCCGGCCAGCCGCUGCAUUGCGAGGAAGACUGUACUGUACGUGGCAGCAGGGCGUGCUGUGGCGGCGGCGGGACGGCGUCUUCGUCGUCUUCGUUGGCGGCGGCGGCUUCGGUGACUAGCGGGCGGGAGCGCGGAGAGCAAGAUGGCGGAGCGAUUGACCCGUAUUGCUAUUCUGAACUCGGAUCGCUGCAAGCCGAAGAAGUGCCGCCAAGAAUGCAAGAAGUACUGCCCCGUCGUUAAGACAGGUAAAUUGUGCAUCGAGGUGACGUCCCAGUCAAAGAUCGCGUUUAUUUCUGAGGAGCUGUGCAUUGGAUGCGGUAUUUGCGUUAAGAAAUGUCCAUUUGAUGCAAUUACCAUCAUCAAUCUUCCGAAGGACUUGGAGAAAGACACGACUCAUCGCUAUGGCCCCAACGCCUUCAAGUUGCACAGACUGCCGGUGCCAAGACCAGGCCAAGUGUUGGGGCUUGUUGGCACAAAUGGAAUUGGGAAGUCCACAGCCAUCAAGGUUCUGGCAGGGAAAUUGAAGCCAAAUCUUGGGAGGUUUGAUAAUCCACCAGACUGGCAAGAGAUUCUGACCUACUUCCGCGGUUCAGAGCUUCAGAAGUACUUCACGAGGAUCCUUGAAGACAACCUGAAGGCUAUCAUCAAGCCACAAUAUGUGGACCACAUCCCGAGAGCUGUCAAGGGAAAUGUCAAUAAGGUGUUGACAGACAAAGACGAAAGGGACAAAAAGGAGGAGCUGGUCACCAAUCUUGACUUGAGGAGCGUGUUGGACAGAGAGGUGGAAAAUCUAUCAGGAGGUGAAUUGCAGCGCUUUGCAAUCGCUGUUGUUGCGACACAACAGGCAGACAUCUACAUGUUUGACGAACCUUCAAGUUACUUGGAUGUGAAGCAGAGGUUGAAAGCUGCCCAGGUUGUGCGGUCUCUACUUAGACCAGCCAGCUAUGUGAUUGUGGUGGAGCACGAUCUGAGUGUGCUAGACUAUCUUUCGGACUUCAUCUGUUGCCUCUAUGGAAAACCUGGUGCCUAUGGUGUGGUGACAUUGCCCUUCUCAGUCCGUGAGGGUAUCAAUAUAUUCUUGGCUGGGUUUGUGCCUACUGAAAAUCUGCGUUUCCGGGAUGAAUCAUUGACAUUCAGGGUUGCGGAAAAUGCAGCAGAGCAGGUUGAGGAGGUGAGGUCGUAUGCACAGUACAAGUAUCCUUCGAUGACCAAGGUACAAGGUGGGUUCAAGCUAGCCAUCAAGACUGGUGAGUUCACGGACUCACAGAUCGUUGUCAUGCUGGGAGAGAACGGAACCGGCAAGACAACAUUCAUUCGUAUGCUGGCUGGGCUGCUGCAGCCUGACACAGUCGAAGCUGGAAUUGACAUACCUGAGUUCAAUGUCAGCUACAAGCCACAGAAAAUCAGCCCCAAGUCUCAGGCAUCAGUGCGGUAUCUCCUCCACAGCAAGAUCAGGGAUUCCUAUAUGCAUCCUCAGUUCAACACGGAUGUGAUGAAGCCUCUGCAGAUCGAUCAAUUAAUGGACCAGGAGGUUAUCAAUCUGUCUGGAGGAGAGUUACAGCGAGUUGCUAUCUGUCUAUGCCUUGGAAAGCCUGCUGACAUUUACUUGAUUGAUGAACCAAGUGCAUACCUGGACUCUGAACAACGUAUUGUUGCUGCCAAGGUCAUCAAACGUUUCAUUCUUCAUGCCCAGAAGACUGCAUUUGUGGUGGAACACGAUUUCAUCAUGGCCACGUAUCUUGCUGAUCGGGUGAUUGUGUACGAGGGUAAUCCAUCUGUGGACUGUGUUGCGAACACGCCACAGAGUCUUCUUACGGGCAUGAAUCUGUUUCUCCAGCAUUUGGACAUCACAUUCAGGAGAGACCCUUCGAAUUUCCGUCCUCGCAUCAACAAGCUGGAUUCUAUCAAGGACAGGGAGCAGAAAUCAGCGGGCAAUUAUUAUUACUUGGAUGAAUAGGUCUCACUUCCUGCGCUGCUGAUUGUGUCCCAGCAUUCUUUCUACAGUCAUUUGUGUGCUGUUUGAUGUGGUGGUUGUGCUGGCUGUCUCUCGACGUCGUGCACACAGGCACACACACACACACAUGCAUUCUGCAUGUCAGAUAAGUUACGUACCUGUUAUCUCUUUCCUCAACUACUGACCACCGCAUUCUCCAUUCCCAUUGUCAGUCUCCGCCUCUCGGAUCCGUGUUUGCUCGCUUGUUUUUGUGAGCAUGUGUUAUGCUUGCUGAUUCUUUCAGCUCUACUAGGCUUUGAAUUACAGAGGGUGUGUUAAUGCCUCUAUCCUCCUACCCAAUAUCGUGUCGUGGCGUGGGUCUCGACCUGGUUCGCAGACUGGAUACCAAUCAAGUCACAGGAGUUUUCCAGUGCUUGGGCACAUGCCUACCCGCAGUGAGCUUCAUGGGCUCAGUUUUGGCUCUCAGGUCCCCUGUAGUCUGGUGGGCUUUUAGAUCCUUUCUUUCCCUUUAGGUCCCCGGCUGUAUGUGUGUGCCUUGUGGAUUGGAGCGAAUUUCAGGCUGAUGCGGCUGGCGUUCUGGAUGUUACAUGGGUUAUGUACGCCCCUGUUCAACGGUCAGGGCCGAACAGUGGAUGUAGGCAGUUAUUUGCAUGCUAUAGUUGUCAUCCUGAAAUGUGAGUCGUUCAAUCUGCAGCGUGUUAGGGUUGGAUGUGCUUCGGUGCAAUUGUUAUUUCUAAGGCAUUGGAUAUCAUUUGGUGUUGUUCGAGUUUUUGGUCAAAGAGAAGGAAGAGAAUAUUCAAACAGACGAGACUCUCUAACUCAGUAGGUGCCUUUUCCUAUAAUUCGACCAGAUUCAAUUGGAGGACACAUUGCGAGUUUGUGAUCACACCUAUUGCUUACCUAGCUGUGUGAGGGCCGUGAGAAAUGGCCCUCCUUCGAAUGGCAUUGUCUUCAAGGACUUUGAAGGAUGUAUUUGAACGGAAUGUCCAUCAUAAA